Messenger RNA from Cuculus canorus (common cuckoo), 2767 nucleotides. RefSeq names its product choline kinase alpha (gene CHKA). Gene Ontology annotation, biological process: CDP-choline pathway; phosphatidylethanolamine biosynthetic process. Gene Ontology annotation, molecular function: ethanolamine kinase activity; choline kinase activity. Gene Ontology annotation, cellular component: cytoplasm. The record is from RefSeq and is a predicted model, not a curated record. The coding region runs from base 132 to 1424 and encodes 430 amino acids. The transcript has 13 exons. Lineage: Eukaryota; Metazoa; Chordata; Aves; Cuculiformes; Cuculidae.
AAUCGGAACGGAGGGGAAGCGCGUGAGGCGCGCGGGCCCGCGUGCCGAGCCGCCUAUAAAGGGGAAGGGGGGGGCAGGAGCGCGGCUCACUCGCCCCCGGCGCAGAGAAGACGUUGGAGCUUCGUUACGCCAUGAAGACCAAGUUCUGUAACGGCGAGAGCGACCCCUCCCCGCUCGGGCUCCUCCUGGGCUGCGGCCCCGGCCCCGCCGCCGGGCAGCCGCCCUCGCCGCUGCCCCACGCCGACCCCGAGGGGAAGGGCCCCGUGCCGCCGCCGCCCGCCGAGGAGCCGCCGCUCGACCCCCGCACGCGGCGCAGGGCGUAUCUGUGGUGCAAGGAGUUCCUGCCCGGCGCCUGGCGCGGGCUGCGGGAGGAACAGCUGCGCAUCAGCCCCAUCAGAGGUGGCCUUAGCAACAUGCUGUUUCAGUGCUCACUGCCUGAUACCAUUGAGAUUGUUGCAGAUGAACCACGGAAAGUUCUCCUGCGCUUAUAUGGUGCAUCCUGCAGAUGUGGGAGAUCCUGUAAUAAGGGAGAGUCUGUACAGUCUAAGAAUGAAAAUGACUUGCAAGGGGCAGAAGCCAUGGUUCUGGAAAGUGUUAUGUUUGCCAUUCUUGCAGAGAGAGCUCUUGGCCCAAAGCUGUAUGGUAUCUUUCCACAAGGGCGAUUGGAGGAAUUCAUUCCUAGCAGGAAACUAAGUACUGAAGAACUAAGCUUCCCUGAUAUAUCUGCUGAAAUAGCUGAGAAGAUGGCUAGAUUUCAUGGCAUGAAAAUGCCAUUUAAUAAAGAACCUAAGUGGCUUUUUGGAACAAUGGAAAAAUACCUAAAUCAAGUGCUGAGGAUUAAAUUUACCAGAGAAUCCAAAACUAGAAGACUGAACCAACUCCUCAGUUACAAUCUCCCCCAGGAAAUGAAAAAUCUAAGAGCUAUGCUUGAAGCUACUCCAUCACCGGUUGUAUUUUGCCACAAUGACUGUCAAGAAGGUAAUAUCUUGCUUUUGGAAGGCAGAGAGAAUUCGGAAAACCAAAAGCUGAUGCUCAUUGACUUUGAAUACAGCAGCUAUAAUUAUCGAGGAUUUGACAUUGGAAAUCACUUCUGUGAAUGGAUGUAUGAUUAUACUUAUGAGAAGUACCCAUUCUUCAAAGCUAGUGUUCUUAAAUAUCCUUCAAAGAAGCAACAGCUUCAUUUUAUCUCCAGUUACCUGUCUGCAUUCCAUGAGGGCUAUGAAAAACUAAGCAAUGAAGAGAAGUCCAAACUAGAAGAAGAAGUGUUGCUAGAAGUUAACAGGUUCGCCCUUGCAUCACACUUCUUCUGGGGUCUGUGGUCUAUUAUACAAGCAAAAAUCUCAUCCAUUGAGUUUGGCUACCUGGAAUAUGCAUUAUCCAGAUUUGAUGCGUACUUUGAUCAGAAGAGGAAACUGAAGGUGUGAAUGUGAGAUGUCACCUGUUGGUUACUGUACAAAGAGGGCAGCUGGACAGAUUUUACACUGUGCUUAGUCUACUGUAUCUCUAAUGAAGUUGUCACUGAAUUCCAGUUCCUUGGAACACUGGUGGUACUAAAUGACUUGUUUACAGUUUCAUAAAUACUUGGAAUGUGAUUGGGAGGCAAAAAUAAAAUACAGCAGUGCAAUAUCUUUAUCUAAUAUCAAAAUCUUCUUUAUCUAGAAGGUAUUUUGUCUUAUUGGAGAAGCUUACAACAUGUCAGUACCGCAUGCAUCAGUGCAAACAGUGUUACUGUGAUUACGUUUUCUAGGGAGAUGUUUGCAUUAUGGUUUAUAUUGUAAGCGAAACAGUUAUAAAAGAUGUUUUGUUGUAAAAAUUGCCUCUGAAUGAAAAAGAAAAGCAAAGCGGGCAACUGUUAAACUGAAAUAGGCUUAAAAUCUUACUGUGAGAUUAGGUUCAAUGUGCCCCAUAAACACUAUCUUCAAAGCUCCUGAUAUGUUACACCACUUUAACCAUAAAGCAACUAAACACACUGAAGUCCUAUGCUUUAAAGUGUUAUCUACAUGUACAGGAAUGUUUCUCUUAAGCUGGUGUGCCUGUGAAGUGAAGUACAAAUGAACUUUGAACUGGAUGUUCUGAAGGAGUUUGUCUUGAACUGUUUAUUCCACAUCCUUCAAGAACAUGCUUUAGCCCAGCCUGAUUGUCUGUUAAAAUAACUGCAUCCUGCACAGGGGGGUUCUGUGGGCUGGCAGCACUGGAAAGAGUGCCUUGAAUUACUCUAGCAACUCACUGGAUAACUGGAUUGACGUUGACAAUACUUGUAAUUGAAGCUCAUCUCUCUCCUUGUGUUGCCACAGUGUAUGGCUGUAAGAAAUAGUAGAGUGAAAGACUGUGGAGAACACUUCAGGAAAUUGCUGUUCUGCCCAUCCAAUGCUUAUGUGGCUUGCAAGAUGCUUUUCUUGCACCUUCAGUUUUCAUCAUGUUCCAACAAUCCAGUAAAGUGGAAUGUCUCAUGGGGAACAAUAACAUGUAUAUUGAAAUUUGAGUAUAGUCUGUGUACAUGUCAUUUAAAGAUUUUUGGGAACUUGUUUAUUUUGAAUGUUACUUGUUUGUGCUUUCUAACACAUUGUAUUAUAAAUAAUAAACUUCUAAAUCUACCCUUUUUUACUUGUAUAGCAAAUACUGUUUCAAGCAGCUGAAAAAAUGUGCAGCAUUUCAUGUACUGUAUGGCAUAAUUUGUAAAAGCUGACAUUUUAUUCUCUAGUAUAGAGAAUUGUUUCCCAUAUACAAUUAUUAAUACUUUAUAAUAAAUAUAAAGCACUUAAGAAUA